UGCAGCAUUAAAGCGACUCUGGUGCCAGACUGGAUCCAGUUCAUAUUGAUCCGGAGCGACAGGCCGACCGGAGGGACGACCAUGUUCGAAAAUGUCCCGGCAGUGUCCGCAGUGGAGCGUCAGCAGGUACUGGGAGCUGUGGAGCGUCUGCAGGCCAAACUGGUCCAGAGGGAGGAGUGGACCCACAGUGAUCACAUGGCAAACCUGAGGGAGACCCUGCAGAGUCCACUGUUCAACCACAUCCUGACCCUGCAGCACUCCAUCAAACAGCUCCGGAACCAGCUCAGCAGUAUGCCUCCUGAUGCCUGCAGCGAGUUCAGUUUCUCCAGAAAGGGUCAGCUGAUCAUGAGCGCUGUUAAUCCAGACAGCAGCUCAGCCCCGCCCACCCUGUCCGCCUCCUCCUCCAUCCUGACCAACGGCUCGACUCCGCCCAUCCAUCAGUCUCCGCCCUCGUCUGACCUCCUCCAGAAAUGGAUCCUCGCCGCCGCCAAGGGCCGUCCCACAGAGCUGCUCAGCCUGACUCGUCCUCUGUCUGGAGGUCUGGGCUUCAGUGUGGUCGGUCUGAAUCCAGCAGGAAGCAGCAGUCAGGGCGUCUUCGUCAAACACGUCCAGCCUGGAGGCAUCGCUCACAGGGACGGGCGCCUGCAGGAGAGAGACCAGAUCCUGGUGAUAAACGGCAGCCCUUUGGAGCCCGGGAUCAGCCAGCAGCAGGCCCUGACCCUCCUGCAGCAGCCCGGAGAGACUGUGGAGCUGGUGGUGGCCCGGGACCACCCGCUCAACGCAUCACCUCGACCCGCCAUCAACACGGAUCAGUGGGGCCACGUGGAGGAAAUCCAGCUGGUGAACGAUGGUUCUGGUUUGGGCUUCGGCAUCGUGGGAGGGAAGACGAGCGGGGUGGUGGUCAGGACGCUCAUCCCGAACAGUGUGGCAGACAAGGACGGACGUCUCCGCACAGGUGACCACAUCCUUCGCAUCGGGACGACGCCCACCAGCGGCCUCACCAGCGACCAAGUUGUCAAGGUGCUUCAGGGGUGUGGGAGUCACGUGACCAUGCUGAUCGCCAGGGAUCUCCAGGGUCAGAGGUCGACAGCCCCGCCUCCCCCGCCACCUCCAGACUCCGCCCCCGUCUCCUCCUUACCCCCCCGUCCCCUGGACCCGCCCCUGCAACGCCGGAUCAGCAAGACGCCCAACCUGGAGGGAUAUGAGAUCCACGAGGUCCCUCUAACCAAGAAGGACGGCCAGAGCCUCGGCAUCUCCAUCAUCGGCUGCAACCCCCUGACCAGCCAAGAUGCAGUAGGUGUGUUUGUCAAACAUGUGGUUCCAGGCAGCGCAGCAGAUCAGAGCGGAAACAUCCGAAUCCAUGAUCGACUGAUCGCUUUGGACGGCAUCAGUCUCCACGGUCUGACCAAUCAGGAGGUUCUGGAGGUGAUGAAGAGGACGGGUCAGACUGUCGUUCUCUGUGUGGUCAGGAAGAAACCCAGAGCUCUGGAGAGAUCCUUGGACAAAGUGGAGAGGGAGUCGUCUCGUGUGUCAUUGAGGAGAUCAGUGGAGGUCAAGACUCGCUCGUCUGGGUUUGGUUUUGUGACACCAAAACUUGAAACAACAUACUCCAACACAGCACAGCAAACAAGAGCUACAGAUGCAGAACUGAGGGCUAAGUGGGAGGCAGCUCUGGGUCCACAGUACCAAGUUCUGGUGGUGAAGUUGGAUCCUGUCAUUGAAGACGAUGCAGAGCUGCAGAAAUCCUCCAAGCUGCUGCCCGUCCACACUCUGCGUCUUGGUGUCGAGCUGGACUCCUUCGAUGGUCACCACUACAUCUCCUCUGUGGCCCCUGGAGGCCCCGUGGACAAACACGGGGUCUUGAGGCCAGAGGACGAGCUCCUGGAGGUGAAUGAGGUUCAGCUGUACGGUAAGUCUCGUCGUGAAGUGGUGUCGUUCCUCAAAGAAGUGCCCCCGCCGUUCACUCUGGUCUGCUGUCGACACCCGACCUCUGACCUGGAACCAGAUCCAGAAUCUGAAUCUGAACCAGAGCCUGAACCAGAACUAAGACCUGGACCUGGCCCAGUACGACUGUCACAGCCCAGUGUGGAGGAGAUCGAGCUGAAGCUGUCGUCGAUGCUCUGCAGUCAGACAGAACAGACAGAGAACAUCACUGAACAGCAGCCGGCAGUAAGACAGGAGCAGGUACCUGCUGCGAAGGAGGUGCUGAUGGAAGAGGAGGCUCUACACAGCCAGGAGGAGGAGGAAGAGGAGGAGCAGGAUGAAGACGAAGAUGAAGGGGAGCUGGCUCUGUGGUCUCCAGAUGUUCAGGUGUUGGAGCUGCAGAAGGAGAGAGACAAAGGCCUCGGCUUCAGCAUCCUGGAUUACCAGGACCCGCUGGAUCCCGGACGCUGCGUGAUGGUGAUUCGUUCUCUGGUUCCCGGCGGCUCGGCGGAGCAUCACGGCGGUUUGCUUCCCGGAGACCAGCUGGUGUCGGUCAACCAGACCCAGGUGGACCGGCUCAGCCUGACGGAGGCCGUGGAGGUGCUGAAGUCUGCCCCGCCCGGCACAGUCCGCCUGGGCAUCCGCAAGCCUCUGGUGGUGGACGGAGCAGAGAGGAGGACAGACAUGUCUCUCAGCAACACACAACUACCUGUCCCAAAGGGUUUCGGCGACGGCUCCAUCCUGCCAGAAGACCUUCAACAAGACGGCGAAGAAGAGGAGGAGCCGGAGCUGAUCCUGGAUGGAGGUCUGCCUCGCUACGCCUCCUCCUCUCUGACCUCUGACCUCCUGCCCAUGGACGAGGGCAGGGAGAUGGCCGUGGACGAUGAGGUGGAGAGAGGGACGGAGGAGGAAGUCGAGGAGGGCACGGGCUCCCUCCCCAGGAAGCCUCCUCCGUCGUGGGAGGAGUGGAAGCUCGCCUCCUCCGGCCGGGCCAGAGGAGCAGAGGAGAGGAGCGUGAAGCAGGAGGAGCUCAGAGAGAGGGAGGAGGAGGAGGAGGAGGAGGAGGAGGAGGACCUGCACAGACCAGACCAUGAAACCAUCGUGUCUGCAGGAAACCUGAUUCUGGACUCCAGAGACAGUGAAGCAGACUCUGAGCUCACUCUGACAGACACCGACACAGAGUCUGUCAGGAUGAUUGACAUGAAGAGGAGGAAGAGGCGGAGCCAGGGAGGAGCCUCUCUACCAAUCAGAGGAGGCCAGGGUGAUCUUCCUGAAAGAGAGGAGGGGGAGGGAGAGGAAACUCCUGCCUUCAGUCAUUGGGGACCCCCCCGCAGGGUGGAGGUCUGGCCUGAGGAGGGUCAGUCUUUGGGUCUGAGCAUCGUGGGAGGUCGUCAUGUCAUCAAGCGUCUGAGGAACGGAGAGGAGCUGAAGGGAAUCUUCAUCAAACAGGUUUUACCAAACAGUCCCGCAGCCAAAACACAGUGUCUGAAGACCGGAGACAAGAUCCUGGAGGUGUCAGGUGUUGACCUACAAGCCGCCAGUCACGAGGAGGCCGUCAGUGCCAUCAAAUCAGCGCCGAGUCCUGUCGUGUUCGUCGUCCAGAGCCUGUCAGCUGCUCCGCGGCCUGUGUCUCUAACAGCUGCCAGCUACAGUAAACACAAAGCAAAGAGGACAGAGUCUCCGCAACCAGUUCCAGCUCCGCCCCCUCUGAGACAGCCCCCGCCCUACAGACCUCCCAACCAAUCAGAGCAGGAGCUGAACUCUGACGUGGAGCAGGCCAAAGGCCUGGUUUGAACCAGCAGUCCUCGUCCCGUCCACCGUCCUGUUACAGCCGAGUGGAAGACGUUUUUAUUUACUUUUCUUCCUGUCGGCUCUCUUCGGUCUUUCCUUUCUCUGGAUUUGGGUUUUUCUCGCUGCCUCUGGUCUGGGUGCGUUUGAUUUGGUUUGGUGCGUCUGAAUCGGGCGGGCGGGGCUGUGAUUUGUUUGGGGUUUUUUUCUGGCUGCUGGUUGGAGGGUUGGGUGUUUGUGGGAGGAGCUUAUUAACUGCUGGUUUUAAUGGGGUUUGGUGUUUGGGAAAUCACAUCGAGGCUGUCAGAUGCAGUUGUUCGCCCACUACGAGCUGCUGGAUCAGUUUUACCUGCUGGUCUCUGGUGAUUUAGGACUUUACUCUCUGUGUCUGUGUUCCAUGCAGCAAAAAGAAAGUCUCUAUUUGAUUCAUAUUUAUUCACCAAAUCCCAAUAAGCCACACUUUAAACAGCAGAGGAGCUGAAUCUGGUGCUGGAGGAGUUCUGCAGCCUCCAAAAACAUUAAAGUUUGACUGAAGUUUGACAAACCA
Molecule: messenger RNA, 4258 nt
Organism: Chelmon rostratus (copperband butterflyfish)
Lineage: Eukaryota; Metazoa; Chordata; Actinopteri; Chaetodontiformes; Chaetodontidae
Gene: patj
Product: PATJ crumbs cell polarity complex component
Exons: 30
Coding region: 82-3717 (1211 amino acids)
Molecular function (GO): protein binding
Source: RefSeq, a predicted model, not a curated record